CGCAUUACACCAUUUCCGCCAUUCAGUGCAACGAACUGAAGAGUAAAGAUCCAAGAUCAGAGUCCGUAAUGUAAUAAGAAAGGAUUUAAACCUAAUAUGUUCAGAUCAGCCACACUGAAAAGCUGAUUGACCAUGGACAGAGACUUGUUGAGACAGUCUCUAUCCUACCAUGGAGAAAGUUUACUGUCCCUUUUAACAUGUGAACAAAAUGAAAACCCAGACUUUAUUGCCAUUGCGUCUGACCUCUCUAAAGCAGUCUGUGAAAGACAAGUUGCAGAUGCAAACAGGUCUACCAUCGUAGAACAGUUUAUUUCAAGGAAAGCAGAUUUGUUAUUUUCCCCCUUGUGGAAGUCUGCAGUGCCAGUGGAAGAUGACUGGCAGGAUGCAUCUUGUGAACCCUAUGCCAUCAUGCCCCCUCUGGAACAGUUUAUGGAGGUUUCCUUUGAGGAAAGGAGGGACCUAUUCUUCAGGGAUGUAGAACGUGGGGAUGUCGUAAUUGGACGAAUCAACUCCAUCAGAGACUUUGGGUUCUUUGUCACCUUAAUAUGCACUUACAGUGAAAUCGAGAGGGACAUUGAGGACCUGGAGCUAACCGCCCUAUGUCCCAUAAGAGAUGUCCCAUCCAAUGGGAACCAUGAUGAUCCUCUGUCUUAUUAUCAAGUUGGAGAUUUGAUAAGAGCUGGAAUGAAAGAUGUCGACCGGUAUCAUGGGAAAUUAACAAUCUCGCUGCAACCCACAUCUCUUGCUCCAAGACACAGCAGUCUUAAACUUGGUGUUUUUUCACGAGAAGAUCUUCCCAUUCACUACUGCCGUGGUCAAAGGGUUGCCAGUGACGGUACUGAAACGUAUGAGAGAGUCUUGGAAAGUUCCCUUGGGUUUUCCAACCCGUCCAACGUGGAUGUUCUUCUCGCAAAGCUGGGAGUCUUGAGUCGAGAGACAAAGUGUUGUUCAAUGAUGAGGGGACUACAGAGCAAACAUUUCCAAGAGGAGGAUUUUGCAGUAAACAUUAGGAAGAAGCAGUCUGCUUCAUGGGCUCUUAAAUGCGUAAAAUCCGGGGUUGAUCACUUCAAAUCUGGCCGCCAUGUUGAGGCAAUGAAUGAGUACAACAAAGCUCUGGAAAUAGAUACCAACAAUGUGGAAGCUCUGGUAGCCAGGGGUGCACUGUAUGCAACGAAAGGGAGUUUGGUGAAGGCCAUCAGCGACUUUGAAGUCGCCCUGGAAAGCUGCCCAACACACAGGAACGCAAAGAAGUACCUCUGCCAAACGCUGGUAGAACGUGGAGGCCAACUGGAAGAAGAGGAGAAGCUGGUCACUGCUGAGGGGCUGUACAAGAAGGCCUUGACACUGGACGAGCACUUCCAGGGUGCCACCGAAGCCUUACGGAAGCUCCAGAUGCGCAUCCAGAAAUCGCUUAAACUGAAAGAAGAGGAGGCAGCAAAGGAGCUGGAAAAGACUAAGAAUGUGGAGACAAGUGCAGAAAAAUUGCGUAAGAUCUUAAAAGAGGAGAAAAGGAUGAAACGUAAAAGAAAGCGGUCCUCUUCCUCUUCGUCGGCGUCUUCCAGCUCCUCUUCUUCGAGCUCUUCGUCCUCUUCCUCAUCUUCGUCCACUCGAAGGAAAUCCAAGAAAAAGAAACGGAAGCACAGGCGCUCGUCUCACAGCGACAAAAAGCGCCACCGGAGGACCUCGUCCUCGCGGCAUGGCCGUUUCUCCGACGACGAGGAGGAGAGAGGAAAAGAGGUGGAGGAGGAGUGGUACCCAGAACCUGCCAACACCUCCGCCUCCUUCAUGAACGUGAAGCACCCGGCGUCCGGGCUGUUUGAUGACGAGGACUCCCACGCCAAGGCCAAGAGGUCCCUCUCCUUGGGCUCCACGUCCACGGCGGACGCUCUGGAUGACAGCAGAGGUAGGUUUGACGAUGACCUUUUCGAAUGCGGCCCCGCCAUGCCAACCAAGGCAAGGGAGCCCCGUAGCGAUAGGCGAUGGGGGUCGAAAGACCACGACGUCAACGGCCGCGAGCAAGGGCACUCCGUCCACCACAGGAAGUCGGAGGCAGCGUCCAGCAGCGCACAGGAGCCCACACACGGCGGCACCAGGAGGCACUCCUCCUCCUCGACCAGUUCCGAGUAUUCCCGCAAGUCUGACCAGCAGGGCCACAGGUAUGCCAAUGUCCCGGGCCGCCACUCCGAGAAGGGAGAGAAAAGGGACGGAAGAAGAUCGGAAGGUGACGCUAGAGAUUCCAAGCGGCACGAGGACUUCUCCCAGAACGGUAGGAGAGCGUCCGAGGGAGGUCCAAAGAAAGAGCUGCCCUCUAACUUGCAGGACAUUUUCAAUCGGAUUGCCCGCUUUGAAAAGGAGAAGGAUCUGAAACCCAAAAAAUGAAUGCUGUGUUUGCAUUGGUGUUGUCAGCUGUGGAAUCAUAAGUCUUAAGGGAGUAGGGAACCUACAUUGGGCAUGUAGUGGGAUAAAAGCUCUUCAGCUUGUGUUCUCAGUGUCAGGAUUUACAGGAAAACAUCUUUAAAUGCAAAGCACAAUGCCUUAAAAUAAUCUGUGACGUGACUGUUAAAAUGAGUUUGUAAGUUGUUUCAUGACAUUGUGUCUUUUUUUGGCCUAGUUCGGUCUUUCAUAUGAUCAUCAUCAAUGGUAUGUAUUGUCUGUUAGCUUGUAUUUUCUGUUUCUGGAAACACAAACACACUCAUCCACAUAAACUGCUUAAAAUGUGCCAAGUGCUGCUUUAUCAUCUGACAGCUGGAAGAUUUUGUGUUGUGAUAUAAACAGUACAAGAUAUACAUGUUCGUAUCAAUAAAGCUAUCUCAGAGUCUC
Sardina pilchardus (European sardine) is the source of this 2820-nucleotide messenger RNA. RefSeq names its product tetratricopeptide repeat domain 14 (gene ttc14). The transcript has 13 exons. Lineage: Eukaryota; Metazoa; Chordata; Actinopteri; Clupeiformes; Clupeidae. The record is from RefSeq and is a predicted model, not a curated record. Gene Ontology annotation, molecular function: protein binding; nucleic acid binding. Bases 133 to 2379 code for a protein of 748 amino acids.